AUGGCUCGCUUCAACCCUUUCGCACGUCGUCGGCAAGACACCACGACCCUUCCGACACAUCGCAAAAGUAGCCAGGAGACAAGGGUCAAUGAUCACUGGCAUGGAAAAGACUACAGCAUGGCUCACCGGCCGCCCUUCAUGCUCUGGCUCAAGGUGACAUGGCUAGACAUCCUCACCAUGAUCAUCAUGGGAGUCAUCGCCCUAGUGGUCUUCAGAGCGCACCCGCCAGCACACCGAACGUUCCCCGUCACAUUUGACAACGGCGAGGUCGUCUACCCCCAAUUCGCGUACCCGCACAUCCCGCAGUACAUCCCCAGUCACGCCGCCACCGCCCUCGGCAUCGGCGUGCCCAUCCUCUCCAUUCUCCUCUGCCAGAUAAGGGUGCGCUCCUUCUGGGACAUCAACAACGGCAUCAUGGGCCUGCUCUACUCCGUCAUCGGCUCCACUGUCUUCCAGGUCAUGAUCAAGUGGCUUAUCGGCGGCCUGCGUCCUAACUUCCUCGAAGUCUGCCAACCCGACAUUAGCAAGGCCUCCCAACCGGGCGGGAACGCAACAGGCCUGGACGGGACGGGCUAUGGAGGCAUCAUGUGGACGUCGGAUAUCUGCACCAGGGAGAUGGACGGCACGCUCUCCAACGCGAUGGAAUCUUUUCCCUCGGGGCAUACGACUGCAAUGUUCUCGGGCAUGGUGUUUCUGUAUCUCUAUCUUAACGCCAAGUUCAAGGUCUUUUCGAACCAUCACACGCCCAUGUGGAAGCUUGUCCUCGUAUACGCUCCGAUCCUCCUCGCUACCCUGGUCGGCGGCUCCCUAACGGUCGACCAGUCCCAUAACUGGUACGACGUUCUGGCGGGCGCCAUCAUCGGGACUAUCUUUGCCUUUUCGUCGUACAGAAUGACCUACGCCGCCGUUUGGGACUGGCGUAUCAAUCAUAUUCCCCUCCACCGCAAGAUGCCUUUGGACUUCAACCUCGAGGCUAUCGGAGAGAAUGGCGCGGUGGUCACACGCAAGGCCGGAUGGGGUAAGAGACGCGAGGAAAAGAAAACUGGUCUUGACAGAAUGGUUAGCAGGACAAGGUACACCAGCGGCAGUAGGGAUACGCGAGGUGUUGGUGUGCCCCGUAAGGCGGUAGCAUUACACCACUUGAGAGGCGACUGGCGUCCUUCUGGCGAGGACAUGGUCUAG
Molecule: messenger RNA, 1182 nt
Organism: Colletotrichum paranaense
Lineage: Eukaryota; Fungi; Ascomycota; Sordariomycetes; Glomerellales; Glomerellaceae
Product: PAP2 superfamily protein
Exons: 2
Coding region: 1-1182 (393 amino acids)
Biological process (GO): phospholipid metabolic process
Molecular function (GO): phosphatidate phosphatase activity
Source: RefSeq, a predicted model, not a curated record